AAAUGUGGAAUAUCAAUGGAAUACCUUUAUAAUAAAUAACAAAAAAUAAACAUGGAAAUCAAUCCUUUAAGUAUUAUUCUUGUCAAAAGUGAUAGUAAAGGUGAUAGAAUGUUGUUUAGAUAUCCACAUGCAACAAAUCACCAACGAGAUCCAAGUCAAUGUCUAAAAAGAAAAAAUCCUUAUUCCAUGAUUAUAGCAGAGGACUCAUUGCAGUAGUCUAUUCCAUUUCCAAAUCCAACUAAUGGAAAUCUUACUGGAUUAUCAGAUGAAGUAUUAUCAACAUUGUUUGCUGUAAAACCAGAGCUAUGUGAAUUAAAAUUUGAGCUAAAAGUCAAUGAUGUAAGAUUUGUUGGACAUCCAACAUUACUACCGUCAAGAGGACCAAAAGAAGUUAAUUCUUCUAUGCUUUUUAAUGUAGUUUUUGCACUACAAGCACAAGCUAGUCAUUCUGUAGUAAAAUGUUAUUAUGACUUAAGUAAAAGAUUAGGGAUUGCCUUGAGACAUGAAGAAAAAAGAUGUGGUUUUCUUACUGAAGAAAUCAAAAUAAUGGUAUCAACUCAUGAUGAAGUUGCUGCUAGGUCAGAAGAAGAAAGUGAUUCUGAUGAAACACCUUAUGAAACCAUUUUACAAAAAAGCUCUCUUGCUAGAGAUUUAAAAUCAAUUUUUAAUAGCUUAAGUACUUCAGGAAUUAUCAAUAUCAUGAUAGAUAAAUGGAUACAAGUUAGCUUUUGUUUACCACAAAAAGUACAUCAAACGCAUAAAAAAGGUUUUGUUGUAGAUCCUGAAAUUAUUGAUCGUUGUUUAAAUAGUUUAAGACCAUAUCAUGGUUUACUACUUUUAACCGAACCAGUGGAUCUACUAGACUCAUUACCAACAGAUCAUUCACCUGCUUUAUGUCGUCUUAUACAAAUGUAUAAUCCAUUAAAAAGUUUGCAAACUUUAGCUGCGGAUUCAGAUCUAACUUUAGCUCAAGUUUUUCAGUUAACUGGGCAUUUAGUCUAUUGGGCUAAAGCAACUAUAAUAUACCCUUUAUGCGAAAGCAAUGUUUAUGUUGUAUCACCAGAUACAUUAUUAACAAAUCGUAUGCUAGAAGCAUUUUCCGAACAAUUUUCAGGAAUGUGCUUGUUACAGGUCAUAAGUGAAUUUUCUUUACCAACUUCAAUAAGCCAAAAGUUAAAUCCAUUGAGUCAAUCGCAACAACAAACACAAUUGGUUAAAAUAAUAAUUUGGCUUUUAAAAAAUCACUUACUUCUGCAAUUACAUACAUACAUUCAGUAUAUGCCUACUGUUCAUGGACAUUCAUCAGUUAAAAUUGUAGAUGCUGUAGAUGGUUCUAGUCCUUCAGAUGGAUUGCGAGAUGAUUCUACGAUAACGCUAGAUGAUGGUGUAUGGAGUUUGAAUAAUACACCUAAAGGAACACCUAGUGAUUCUAAAACAGAUAUGUCUUUAGACAAAACAGAAGAAUUAUAUUCAUAUCAAACAGAUGGUUAUCCAUCUGAUGACAUAAUUUUACUUGAAAAACUUUGUCGAAUGGGUUAUUUUAAAGGUGGACAUCACUUGGAAGAAAUAAUGUAUUUAGAAAAUAUUCGUAGAUCCCAAUUACUACAAAUUUUAGAUAAAUUUAGAGAUGUGUUGAUCACAUGUGAAAAUGAAGAUCCAGCAAUGGCUCUUUUUUACUCUCAUCCAGCUUCUCAAUAAUGAAUACAAAAAAUAUUAUCUUUUAUUUAAAGUGUACAUAUG
This is a messenger RNA of Ceratosolen solmsi marchali, 1740 nucleotides long. It is a transcript of the gene Nprl3, whose product is annotated as GATOR complex protein Nprl3. Gene Ontology annotation, biological process: positive regulation of autophagy; TORC1 signaling; negative regulation of TORC1 signaling. Lineage: Eukaryota; Metazoa; Arthropoda; Insecta; Hymenoptera; Agaonidae. The record is from RefSeq and is a predicted model, not a curated record. The transcript is spliced from 6 exons. Gene Ontology annotation, cellular component: GATOR1 complex.